UGCGCUUAAAAGAGUGGGACGGUAUGUGAGGAAUUUAAGGCAUUGGGCGCGCGGGGGCGCGGCCGCCCGCCCUGAGUCGAGCCACACCGGGCGACACCGCGCCAGUCGGCUUCGCGGCCUGCGAGCGGUGGCGCGCGAUCUCGAGCUCCCACACUUCGCGACACUCCACCGCUCGACUCUUGUAAACACUUCGCGUCGCGUCCGCGAUCCUAUUCAACCCGAGAACCUACUACGCCAGGCUCCUCUAGACAACUUUAAAUUUCUGAUUCGAACUUAACAUUUAAACAGUGAGUGUGAACAAGUCUUGGUCAGUAUUGGAGUGGUGCAGCGCCAUGUGUGGUGAUCACCAUGCGGCCGCCGCUGCCGGCUAACCGCUGGCCUCGCUUCAAACAAACCCCACGUGUUUUGAGGUGGUGAUUGCGCAUUGCGGCGGGGUGCGAGCGAGGGCGGCGGGGCGGGCCCGCGACAUGUGGAGCGCGCGCGCAGCCCGCCCCGGCCGCCAUGCAGCGCCUGCGCACCACCUUCAAAAGAUCACGAACGCCCACGCCCGCAGACAUGAAGACGCAGAGUAGCCUCGAGGUGCCCAAGCAGGUCCGGUCGGCGUCUUUCGAUGAGAUCCAGCUAGAGGCCGUGCGCAGCUCAGGUGCUAGUGUACUACUAUCCGUACCGCAGCCCGGAGCGCGCAGCCGGUCCUUCGACUCGGCCGGAUCUGACGACUCCGGCACCUAUCUUGAGGUACCUCGAUUAUGGUCUCGAAGGCGAUCUGGGAAAGGAACUCCGCCACCAUGCGUGCACUGUCGCCACAUGGAGACGUGGCUGGCGCGGCGCAGCGAGGAGCGCGUCACUCCCGAGCGCGCCAUCGCGUCCUCCUCCGCAGAGGACGACGACGAAGAGGACGAGAGCGAAUUAGACAUCCCGCAGGUGCUGUUGGCCCCGCCCCCUCCGCCACGAACAUUCUUACCACCACCGGUGCAUUCCCCGCCGCCGACCCCGGGAGCACCAUCCUUCGAACUACAACCGCCUGUAGAUGAACCUCCCAUACUUCCUCAAAGACGCCGUUCCAUCUCAAGACAAGAAGCCUUCUUUGUGGAACCCACGGGAAGUUCACUCGAGAACGUUCGAGCGUCGGAAGAGGAAGCGGCGAUAGCUGCGAAAGACUCCCUCGUCCAUGACAUAUACUUGGCCGUACCUGAACUAAAACGUGAUCGCGCUGCGUCUGUGGAUUCGAGUUUCUCUAAAGUAUCUGGUGGUAGAGCCGAAGAAUUAAACGGCACCGGGAACUCUCUUACUGUUCCUGGAUCAGGACUCAGAUCGAGAUCAGUGGAUAUAGUGUUACCAACAGCAGAGCAAUCAAGAUAUAAAGCUUUAGCGCUAACAUCUGUGCAAGUUACGACGUCUUCAAAUCAGCAGAAGCAGGAAGAAUCAGUGCCUCAAUCAGUCCCGUCUGCAGAAUCAAGACGCAGUGGGGAUGGGAGCGGCGGCGGCGCGCGCGUACUCCGCUCGACUCCUGACUGGAGUGACAGCGCUAUCAGCGGCGAACAUCUCUGGUCUCCAACGUCCGUGUCCGGCGACUGCUGCUAUGUCGGUGAUGCUGAGUGCCAGAAACAUGGUUCUCGCAUGAAGUGUUCGGCUUGCAAGAUCGUCGCGCACCAAGCAUGUAUAGAUAUUCUGAUGGACCGCGUGCAGUUCACGUGCAAGCCGACGUUCCGGGACGUGGGCGUGCGGCAGUACCGCGAGCAGACCAUCACGCACCACCACUGGGUCCACCGCCGCUCAGAGAAGGGCAAGUGCAAGGCCUGCGGUAAGUCAUUCCGGCGCGGCUGCUGUCGGUGGUGCAUUACGUCACAGGACACGUUAGACAAGCCUGUAGAAGUAGACAAUGGUGAAGUUAAUUCGCUGCAGGCUAAAUUGUCGUUUAGCUCGAAAGAAAUUGUUGCCUUGACAUGUUCGUGGUGCAAAGAUGCGUACCAUAACAAAGAGAGUUGUUUCAAUCUUCAACGAAUAGGAGAGGAGUGCGCAUUAGGAUCGCAGUCCACCAUAAUAGUACCGCCGUCAUGGAUCGUCAAAUUACCAAGAAGGGGUAGCUUUAAGUCGUCACUAAGAAAAUCGCCUAAGAAAAAAAAUGCUUCCAAGAAGAAAGGGAAAGACUCGAAGAAUGAACAGAAAACAUUUGUGAUAAAGCCUAUUCCUACGGCGAGCGUGAAACCAGUGUUAGUGUUUAUAAACCCGAAGAGCGGUGGCAACCAGGGCGCCAAACUGCUGCAGAAGUUCCAGUGGCUCCUCAAUCCAAGACAAGUGUUCGAUCUCACACAAGGAGGACCUGGACCUGGGUUGGAGCUGUUCCGCAAGGUGCCAAACCUGCGCGUGUUGGCGUGCGGCGGCGACGGCACCGUGGGCUGGGUGCUCAGCGUGCUCGACCGCAUCGGGUCCCGUCCGGCUGUGGGCGUGCUGCCUCUUGGUACCGGCAAUGAUCUGGCACGAGCGCUGGGCUGGGGUGGCGGUUAUGAGGACGAGCCAAUAUCGAAGAUCUUAGCGAACAUCGGCGAGAGUGACACAGUGUUACUGGACCGGUGGGAGCUGAGCGUGGAGCCCAACACGGCGGCUGCCGGCGAGGACACCAGCAAUGCGAAACCAGAGCUGCCCCUCAACGUAGUCAACAACUACUUCUCGUUUGGUGUCGAUGCACACAUAGCCUUGGAGUUCCACGAAGCUCGGGAAGCACACCCCGAAAAAUUCAACUCCCGAAUAAGGAACAAGCUGUUCUACGGAACCGCCGGAGGUAAAGAUCUCAUGCAGCGCAAGUGGAAGGGCCUGGCGGAGUUCGUGACCAUGGAGUGCGACGGCAAGGACCUCACGCCCGUGCUCAGGGAGCACAAAGUACACGCCAUCGUCUUCUUAAACAUUCCAAGUUACGGGGGUGGGACUCACCCUUGGAACAAGUCAGGGGGCGCCUUUGAGCCGUCCACUGAAGAUGGAUUAAUAGAAGUAGUCGGAUUAACCACUUAUCAAUUGCCAUUGCUACAAGCGGGCGGGCAUGGCACCUGCAUAACUCAAUGCAAGACUGCCAAAAUCGUGACCACGAAGGUGAUCCCGAUGCAAGUGGACGGCGAGGCGUGCAGGCUCGCACCCUCGGUCAUCACGCUCUCUAGACUGAACCAAGCUACUAUGCUAGCCAAAAAGAAGCCGGGACGAACAAUAGCACCACAAACAACGUUGGAUAAACUAACAAUCACUGUGAAUCUCAUAACGAUGGCUGAUUACGAAAGGCAUCAUUACGACAAGGAACUCCUGGCGAAGACAGCGGAACGUGUCGGCUCUUUAGACGUGAACCCCGCUGCCGACCUGGAGCAAAUGCGCGGCCUCAUUCAAGGCGUCAUCAAAGAAUCUCAAGCCUACUCUAACCUCACCGACUGGUGGUUUGUCGACUCGGUGACAGCAGAACGGUUCUUCCGGAUCGACAAGGCUCAGGAGAACCUACACUAUCCAGCUGAUAUCGGACACGAGAACAUUUACAUCCUGGACGCGGCGCCCCACACUCCUGACACGGAGUCCACGGCUCACCCCGACACUACUGCCACCGGCUCUCUGGAGCGCACGGCGGCUUCAGUGUCACUGGACACCACCACUGGACUGUCAGUGUCGCUGGAUAUCUCGCAGAGUGUCGACACGCCGAGCGCGGCUGUCUCACUCGAUGUGCCCGAGUCCCAUCCCUGUGAAUCGGGCCUGGGAAGUCCAGCAAGAUCGUCAGAGGAACUGCUCUCACCACAAACGCCACCACCAAGCGCGCCGCCCGUUGCUCCAUCAACACCAGUCGCCGUCAGCCCGCCGUCACCACCAGCGCCAGCCCCAGCUCCCGUUAUUCCCCCAGCACCACUAAGUCCCGCUCCUGCGCCCCUUGCCCCUAUAUCACCCCCACUCUGUACCAGUCCACCAGCAAAAGACCAUGAACCCACCACCGACUCAAUAGCACGGUUUAAAACAAAUUUAUUGGAAAAAACAUCUGACGCUCUGCUCAAAGCGGCCAAAGUCGGCGAUCUGAGAAUGAUGAAAGACUUGCACGCUGCGGGUUACUCCCUACUGUCUAUUGACGCGAGUGGGCAGACAGCGCUGCACGUUGCCGCUCGGUAUGGGAACAAGGAGAUAGUGAAGUACCUGAUCGCGUGCGCGCCGACAUCGAUACUGAACAUGCGGGAUAACGAGCGCGGUCAGACGGCCUUGCAUAAAGCUGCUGCUCAUAAGAGACGGGCUAUCUGCUGCAUGCUGGUGGCGGGCGGGGCCUCCCUCACGCGACACGACCACGCGGGCCUGACGCCGCGACACCUUGCCCUGCGAGCUGAAGACCAUGACCUCGCCGCUUAUUUAGAAAGUCAGGAACACUUCCAAUUGGUCUCUGAAGAUUUAGAAACGGCAGUUUAAUAACGACAGAUGGGCCAUGUUGCACGAGGUAUGGGCAGGUUACCAGCUCGCUCGCACUACUGAACUAUAGUGAUAGUGAUAAAGUGACUUUCGAAUAUUGUUACAUUAUACACACCGAAGUGAUAUUCAAGAUCUUGUGUAGGAUAGUCAACGUUUCACUUUUAAAAUAAUAUUAUUGAAAGAGUUUAUAAUAUUAAUUAAUAAUUAUAUUUUCGUCGAAAAUUAAUAGAAUAAUUAUUUAAUUCAAUAAGGCACUGUAAAUGUUACAGAUAAUACAAUUUUAGCAUACACUACAUAAUUAUAUACACUUACAAUGAUAAUAUGAUAACGCUUUUAAAAAUUACUCCAUUUUGAUAAUUCAAAUUUUGUCUCCCUUCAUUAUUUUAACUGUAACAUUUAUAGUUAGAAUAAAUUAUGAAUUUAGAAUAAACACUUGUAAGGUGAAUCUUUUCGCAUUUGUUUUAAUUUCUCUCUUUCCUAUGAUAAGGAGUGAGUGUUUUCAUGAACUAUGAAAUUGCUCUGAAGUAAAGUGUGUGCCUUUCCCGUGUGUUGUAUAUAAAAGCAGACAAUGGAAUGUAUCCCGCACUCCGAUGUGAAUACAAAGAUGAAAAGUUGAAAUGUGAGACGCGCAUACAAUAUGCCAGCUUUCACAAAUAAUUAAUCAUGCUCUCCUGGAUGCCUGGCUACAGUUCUUAAAGAUAACGUCGCUCUCCACCAUGUAUCUAGCUGUCUCGCUCUUACGAAUGUAAGUCAUAAUUCAAGACAUAGUGAUAGGCGUUCUAUAUUCCCUUUUCACAUUACUGAAGAAUCCCAAUCUCCACGCAACAUAUGUCUGACUCAAAUUGGUCGAGGCAAUUAUAAUAUAUUCAUUUCUUAACAAUAUUAUUUGAAAAGGUUAAUUCGAUACACAUGUAUGAAGUCUGUUAUGAUAACUUGUCAGCGUUGUAAGCUCAACAUAAUAAAAUAACACCCAGGGAUACAUUCGCAGUGUCGACCUUUUGUGUUCUGUCAAAAGAACCUUCCUAAGCACUCGUAUAUUUUAGAAUAAAUUUUACAUCGCUUUACAGACGAUUCGCCUUCCAGAUUUCCUUCUAAAUUACUUCAAUUAUGAAUCCAUGGGACCCUAACUUACUCUAACUCUUACUCUACGGAAUGAUAAGUCUUGUCUUGUGAUAAUUAAACUUCCUAUGCGAUUUAUUCAUCUUAUGAACCUCUGAGGACCUUUAAGAGUACAGUUGUGAUAGUACAAUGUUCUUAUAUUGUGUUGUGUUGCCAGUCAUUUAUUUAUUUCACCAUUUUACAUAAUAUCGCUUACUUGUUUUGAUAAAGCUGUUUACUCCACGAUUAGGCCUAAAUACUUAUAAAUAUUGUUAUGUAUUAUAUUGUUUUUGAUGCAAUAUUUCUCGUAUAAGUGUUCUAAUAUUCUUAUAUAGUCUUCGGCAAUAAUAAUUUAACGUCUAAGGCAAAAUUUUGUAUCGCUGAGUUUUACGAGACCGAUAUGAUCGGUUUCGUAUUUAUUAUGAUCUCAGUAUUUGUAUGUCCGUACUACGGUGUAAUGUUAAUUUCUGUAUGUCAUAAUAAUGAGCGCGGUUAUCUGUACAUUGUAAUAUAGUUUGACUUGUUUGUUAUCUCAUAAUACGUUAGUGUAAAGUUUAGUGCACGUGGGGCCGCCUGCCAGCCCUGGGCGGCCGCGGCCGGCGGGCCUCGAGUCCAAUUGUUAUUUAUUAUAUCUCGUGACUAUCUCCUGAAUGAUUUGUGCGUUUGUACGAGUUUGGAUCGCUAAGUGUUGUUUAUGUCUAUUACGCCAAUACCUCUACUAGUAGAUGUACCUAAUAGUUUAGUGUUUAUCGAAUUUACUCGUACUACUCGCUGACAAGCGAACAAUGAAAGACAAAGCUGUGAGAAUUUUGGUCGUAAUGUAAAAAUGUAAGUUCAUUUAUAUCGUAAGUGAAACGAUAUGCAACAUUAUACCUAACACUUGUUUGUGAGUUUCUUCAUUUGUGAUUGUAGAUAGACGUUUUUGAUAUUUAAAGUAACGUAGAGUAUUGCCGCGUUUUGUUGAAGAGUCGGGCUCACGUUAGCUUGUACUUGCGUUGCUCACAGAGGCGCCUCUCUUACUUCGACGCUCUUCAACAGCCAAUCAAUAACGUAAUUGAUGUAAACAUUUGGUAGUUAAUAUAAUAAAUUAUAACCUACGCGUAUAGCGUCCUAACAUACAUAUUUUAUAUUUAAAAGUGAGCUGUUUAAACUUUAAAUCGUUAGUGAUACUUUUCCUAUGAGAUAUUAUUAUACUUAGUCUUGUACAUACUGUUAUGGAGGCCUUCAUUCGAGUAGUGUAUCGUGUGACUCUUUACACGGAUCGUAGGUAUAUCUCAUGACCAAGUUCUUUCUAAGAAGGGGAAAUGAAUAUCACUAGGUUAUACAUUAAGCCCCGACUGCGGGCUGCUUUUGGAACGAAUAUUUACUAGUAUUAUGGGAACCACUAUUAUGAUAACUAUGUGUUGCAUAUUUUUUCAUGAGUACCUUUAUAUGCCUUCUGUGUGUUGUCAUUGUAAAGGAUUGUUAUCCAACGAUAUAAUUCGUGGUCUGGUUUGUUAGCGUCGAUUACUUGUACGUAAUAUACGUUUUACGUGAGAUAGCAAGGUUUAACAUGGUUUCAGAGCACUCAAAUACCAAGGUACAGACGGCUGGUAAAGUGUAAACAUUCAAUUAUAAAAGGAAGCCUUUCGUAGAGUUUCUUUACAGGUUUUUGAGAUUAUAGAGAUGAUGAUACAUGAUUGCCUUGAAAUUUGUAUUUAUUCCACUUAUGUAAAAUAAGUUGAGAACAGUUUCCCCGUUUCCACAGCAUUCCAUAAAACACUUAUUAUGCCUUUAUGAUGUACAUUAUUCUUUCUUCAAUCGUGAUGACACUCAAGUCGUUACUUAUAAUGCGUAAAUUCAUAAAUAAUAAACGAUGCCACUAUUUCAAUAAUACAUUUUUAGGUAUAAUAUAAAAUUUGCACAGAUUCAUCUAAAUAUAUUUUUAGGUAGGGUUCCGCAUAUGAAAACACAAUUAUAAUUUCUCUUUUAUUUUCUUAUCAAAUUUUCUUUUUCUUCCAUUCUUACUAUAUGUAAACUACAUUCUGUAUGGACUGCAAAAAAUAUUUGCAACGUUCUAAUCCAAAAAAACUGUUGUAUCAUUGUGACAUUAACUUUCCUCGUAUCCCUACAGUUUAAUGUAAGUUAGGAUGAAGACUAAACUUACAAGUCAGCUUACCCCUUGUUACCCAAACACUUUCUUACUUACUUUCAAAAACCUGUUUUGUUUUUCAGUAACAUGUUGACAAGGAACCCUAAAGUAAUCGAACACGCAUUUUCUGUCGCUCGUGAAGAUACUUCAAUAAAAAGUAUAUGAAGAUAGUAUUUUGAUGUAGUUAUAAAACCUUUUUAGACAAACUUCUUCUUUGGGAGUACUUUGUUCGAACACAUUCAAACGUCGAAUACGCAAUCAACAUUUCGAAUUAUCGUGUGACGUUGCUGUUACAUUUAGCCCAUAUUCCUGAGGCCUAUCACCUCCCCUUAAAGCAUGUAUCGUCGUUGUGGAAGAGAGAUGCCAACUACACCAUGUAGCGCGCCAUCCCGCUCCCACAAGUACAACUUUCCUACUUUAAACGGUGGUUAUAGACUCUGUACCUAAACAAACAUUGAAUACCAAUCACAACAUCGUAUCACCGACCGACACACCCUGUGGUCUAUAUAAAUUAACGUUCCUUUAUCGUGUGUACUUAUUAAGAUUAAAAUGUAUUUUAGUCUAAUAAAUUUUAUUGUAUAUUAUGUAAACACGGCAUGUUUAUCGACAGCGGCAUAAUGAGGAAACGUCUAUUAUGGCACGAUGUCUGUUAGGUAUGUAGUCACUAUGAGGUUAAUUAAAUGAUAAAUAGCUAAUGUUGUUUGCUUCUAAUUUAACUUUGAACUUUCCAAGAUUGAGACAUUUAUAUUUCAUGCCCAAUUAUCUUCCUUACUUGUUGUUCAAACAUACGAAUUUGGUUUCUCUGAAAUAAGUGUAAUAUAUGAGGCAGCCAGUAUCGGAAUCAACUAAUAAACAUACCUCUUAUUAAGAGCAUUUAUAGAGUCAUGCAAAAUAAGGUCAUCAUAACAUCCAAACUGCUUUUUUUAAACAAACCAUGAUAGACUUUAUUGAUAGUGUCCCUGCUAGAGGCGCCGUAUAAACUAGUAACCAACAAUGUAGGAUUCGAGUUAAAAACACACAUCGAUUAAAGAAUAAUCACUUCCGGAUCAUGAAAUGUUAGGAGACGAUGUCAAAACACACGCGCACGCGCGAUACAUGCCGUCUGUAAUUUUUCGGUAAUCUGAUAAUCUUGAGAGUGAUAAGAUAACAAUGCCUCUGUGGAGGCGAGACAACGCAAUAUACGUUCAUUAUGGUGUCUCGCUUACACAGUUGCAAGUUCUAGAGCUUUUAGAGCAUAGUACAGGCACUGUUAUAGCAUACUUGAUUUGUAUAUUGGGCACGUGGUGCAUAUAUAAUGUCCUCUACCCAAUAUGUAAGUUUCGAGUUCAUGAGUUGCAUAAUAUAAUAAUGAUUAACAGCUGAGGUCUGAGGGUAGUAUAACGACCUUGUGAACUUAUCGUGUGUUGUUUAUAAUACCUGGACUAAAAUAUGCAGAUUUUACUUUUUAUUUAAUUAUGCGGAAGAUUUGGUUGAAUAUGUUAAUUAUUUGUAUACGAUUUCUAUAUUUUAAUCUAUCCAAAACAUGUUAUUUUAAUACCUCAUAGUUAUUACAUACACUUUUAAGUGCAAUAAAUAAUAAAUUAUUAACCCAUACUACGUACGUUUUAGCAGUUUUUCAGAAUAGUAUACCAAGAGAAGUCGUAAUUAUCUUGUCUAUAAGUAGGUAAUUUUAUGAAUUGCGUGCAGCCGCACUAUCUAAUCAAUUACUAUGUAUGUAGAACAAAACUGGAUAUUAUUAUGUAAAUUAUUGAAAAAUUAAAUGGUAAUAAGUAAAACUAGAGUUUUGAGAGCACUCAUUUCAAUGUAAGUCAUGAUACUUAUUUUUGCACUCAAUAAAGUCACUAUUUUAAAUAAAAUUAUUUAAAUCAAGUACACUGAAAGAACAAUAAAUAAAGUACUAUCUAA
Molecule: messenger RNA, 9550 nt
Organism: Trichoplusia ni (cabbage looper)
Lineage: Eukaryota; Metazoa; Arthropoda; Insecta; Lepidoptera; Noctuidae
Gene: rdgA
Product: eye-specific diacylglycerol kinase
Exons: 21
Coding region: 502-4416 (1304 amino acids)
Biological process (GO): intracellular signal transduction; diacylglycerol metabolic process; lipid phosphorylation
Molecular function (GO): protein binding; ATP-dependent diacylglycerol kinase activity
Source: RefSeq, a predicted model, not a curated record